Messenger RNA from Laccaria bicolor S238N-H82, 494 nucleotides. RefSeq lists its product as uncharacterized. The record is from RefSeq and is a predicted model, not a curated record. Bases 1 to 435 code for a protein of 144 amino acids. The transcript has a single exon. NCBI's taxonomy places the organism in Eukaryota, Fungi, Basidiomycota, Agaricomycetes, Agaricales, Hydnangiaceae.
AUGAUUAACACGAAGUUGGACGUGCCCCCUCAGCCUGACGCCGCUGAAAUUGAGUGGAACAAAGCGUUAAAGAACCUCGACAACAAGAUGGCUGCUUAUCGACGCGUACAGGCGGCAGGAAAUGGGAAUGUGAAAGAGAUGGACAGGGCUGCAGAGGAUAUCGCGUCGGCGAUGGAUCACAUGGCGAACCAGCAUCCAGACCCCAGAGUCAAGGCAGAAUAUCGUACGAAGGCCAAGGAACUUCGAGCUUCUACCGGAGGCCAACGCGAUACCAUUCUUGAGGACAUCGGAAAGGGCUUGUUGAUCCUUCUCACAACGCCCUUCGCUCUGGUUGGAGCGAUACUCGGCACAGUUGGUCAGAUAUUGAAUGGGGUGGGGAGUAUCUUGCGAGGCUUGGGGAAACUUGCCAAUAAACCCAGGGAAUUAGUAGGGUGAGGUGAAAGCCGUCGAUUUAGCAGUUACGCCGUGAUUAAAUCGAUACAUGCUUCAACUCA